AUGGACGCUUUAGGAGCCUUCUCCUAUAUGUGCGACAAUCUGCCGGCUUGGAUUGAUCAAAUUUCCGAACUGGCCACCUAUACCGCUGCGAAACAUGCCGAGUACACCGAGGCUUACAAGAAGUACGCCCCGGUGAGGCCCCGGCGUCGCAAGAACAGCUCCGUCUGCUCCAUCCGCACCGAUGACAUCUUCCCCUCGUCCCCGAAUCGCGGGACCUCGGUCGAAGCAACCCAAGGAACCUCUAGCAUUGCACUGAGAGCCCCAACGUCCCAGAUUAGGUUGAUUGGGAAUCCCCGGAAACGCAGUGCCGACGAUAGUCCUUCCAUCGAUUCUGCCGACGGGCCUGCCGCCUUUGUCAGCAUUCGACACAACGUGGUCAUUCACUACGACGGUCACACGCAAAAGUCGCUGGAGGAGAUGGUACGGAAUAUCGGUACCGCACGGAACAAUAUGCGACGAGGCAAGAUGUCACAGAUCUCCCUGGGUGGGCUCCGAUCGCGCAUGGGCAACCAAGACGCAAGGAAGAAUCGUGUAGCACCGGCUCUUCUGGACCAGGUUGACGGUUCUGAUAGCGACAUACUGUCCAAUAUUCGCAGCAUCCGAAACAGGGGUCCUCCCCCGGCUGAGGCUUCCUCAAGCCGCGUUCCUCCGAAAGAAACGGUUUUUGACGUGGUAGAUAAACAGCUCGAGCUGGUACACAGCCUCUGCGAGACAGCAGCUUACCAAUUUCUGCGGUAUGGAGAUUGCUCAGCGGAAUUGAAAGGUGUUGUGGAGAACUUUCGGUCACUGCUCGAAUUGGCGACGAAAGAAGCGCAAAGUUUGAAAGCCGAGCAACCAGAGGUGUCUUUAAAAGAAGAAGUGAAGAAGGAAAGUGUCAUGGUCUCACCUACGAAGACGAUUGCCGAACCCCAGCGCGACAAACCUCAGGCUUCGUGCACCGAGGAAAUCGAAGUUGACGAUGCUUCGUCUAUUUCAGUUGAAUCUAUUGAUAUCAAGGCCUUCCGCGCCAGUCGGCUCAGAACCUAG
This is a messenger RNA of Aspergillus thermomutatus, 1026 nucleotides long. RefSeq lists its product as uncharacterized. The record is from RefSeq and is a predicted model, not a curated record. Bases 1 to 1026 code for a protein of 341 amino acids. The transcript has a single exon. Lineage: Eukaryota; Fungi; Ascomycota; Eurotiomycetes; Eurotiales; Aspergillaceae.